Messenger RNA from Trichomonas vaginalis G3, 1153 nucleotides. RefSeq names its product DNA/RNA polymerase superfamily. The transcript has a single exon. The record is from RefSeq and is a predicted model, not a curated record. The annotation marks the transcript as partial. NCBI's taxonomy places the organism in Eukaryota, Parabasalia, Trichomonadida, Trichomonadidae.
AUGAUUGACCCAAUCGAUAAAAUUAUUGAAGAAACAUUUGUUUAUAAAAUUGAUAUGCUUCAUAAUCUUUCUUUAUCAUCGAAUGCUUCAAUGAUUCGUUACGCUUUAGCAUAUAAAGACUUUAAUCCUAAUGAAAAAUAUCCUGAGGAAGAGAUAGAAUCAAGUUUUGAAUUAACGAAAAAGUAUUGGAAAUAUAAAAUUGAAUCAUAUAAGAAACAUGAUGAAAAAGCAGAAAGAGAUACUAAAAAUAAUGUUUCAAUGGAUGAUCUUCAAUACUAUCACGAUUUAAUCCUUUCAUCUAAAUGCAAAAUGUGUGGUAAAGCGUUUACAUAUGCAAAUAAACCAACAUUAGAUAGAAUCGAUAAUGAAAAACCACAUACCAAAGAAAAUUGUCAGUUAAUGUGUUGUUAUUGCAAUGUCGUAAAAUCAAAUAAAGAUGAAGAUGUUCAACGUUUAAGAAUCAAUUUAAGAAAUUAUGCAUUAAAAAAUAAUUUACCAAUGACUUUAGAUUCAGUUGAAGCUUAUCACAUUCUCCGUAAUGAAAUUACUGGUGGUCUAUCAAAUGUUCAACAUAGAGUAAAUCUUAAAGGAAUCACGCACAUUAAUAAACUUUCAUAUAGUCCAGAAACUAAAACUGUAUCAAAUGAGGACACCACCAACAUUAUGACUCAUUUCGUUGGUGUUGAUUUUAAUUCAUUAUAUCCUUCAUCAUUUUCAUCUAAUCCUCAUGAUUUCAUUCAAUAUACUGACCAUAAAAUGCAUAUGUCGGGAAGAUUGAAUGGUGUUAUCAUUUGUGAUACAACAACAAAGAAAGCAAAAGCACUGGGAAUUAUUAGAAAGAAAAAUACUUUAUUCGUGGCUGAAGUAAAGGGUCACAUUGAUGAAAAAUACAUUAAUGAUUACAUAAACUUUUUACCAAUAAUAAGAAACUUAGAUAUUAUCACAGAUGAAAAAACAAUUGGCAGUUUUAUGUAUAAUUACAUGAAAUCAAACAAUCUACCAGUUGACCAGAAACAGAGGAAAUUAACUCAGUUAGCAUCAACACACAACCAAUAUCAACCAUUUUCUUCUUAUUAUCUUUGGUAUCUAAUAGACAGAUUUCAUUUUAUCAUCGAUGAUAUUCAAUCAAUUUUAACAUUUACUAAAAACACUU